Molecule: messenger RNA, 469 nt
Organism: Prorocentrum cordatum
Lineage: Eukaryota; Dinophyceae; Prorocentrales; Prorocentraceae
Source: the annotation of a GenBank genome assembly
CUGGAUCCCGCCGAGCCCGUCGAUCGGCGCGACCCCGAAGCCACAGGGCAAGCCGACCGCGGCGAAGAGCAAGGCGACGGGCAAGCCGAAGGGCAAGCCGAAGGGCAAGGCGGAGGGCAAGGCGACGCCCAAGAGGAGUGCGCCGCCCAAGCUGGUGCUGCAGCCGAAGAAGAAGGCGCGCGCGAAGGCCAAGGCUGCGACGAAGGAGGAGGCGCCAGAGGAGAACUCAGCUGACAAGGAGGAUAAGGAGGCGGCUGUCGUGCUCACGCCGCCGAUCGACUGGGGCCAGGAGCCGAACUUCCUUGGCAACGGUGUGCGCACAUGCCAAGACGACGCGGGGGACCACUUCGAGCUGAAGUACCGCGAGCGCGCCUCCGAGGGCUACCAGUGCAUCGCGUUCAGGACCUUCAUCGAUGACGAAGCGCCCCAGUGGAAGCAGCUCAUCCAGACGGCGGACAAGGACUGGAAG